CUUCUCCCGUAGUUUCAGAAGAGAAUUAACUCCCAGUUUUAAAUUUUCCUCAGCCCACUGUCAGUAUUUGUAUUUUACUUGAAGGGAAGAGAGGACGUCAUCCGUUCCCUUUCCUCGGAUUUGUGGGGGAUGGGCUCUCUCUCUCGGCCCAAAAUCUCCUCACAUUAUUGCGUUGCAUUAUCUUCUAUUCUUCCUUUUCCAUACUUGCCCUUCAGACUAGAGUACGCACACAAUGAAUUGAAACGGGGACCAAAAUAUUUGUAAAGGCUAAGGUGAAGGGGACCGAUCCGCUCGUUUGUUGGUUCCUUCAUUCAUGUAUACACACUUGAGAGUGUUUUCCUUUUCCGUGGAAAGAAAAAAAGUGAGAAAAGAGAGCAGAAGGAGAAGAGAUGUACACUACAGUAGUGGUGGGCGCGGGGAAAUUAUAAAGAUGGAAAGCAAACACUAACAUGUGGCGGUGGGAUGGGAUACUGGCACUGUCACGUGGGGUUUGGCAAAUUAAGAUGGGCUCAUUAUCGGCUGACAACAACAAUGACCGUAUCAUAUAUCGUUAUCUACACUCCCCAACGCGGUAUUCAGUUAGCCUUCCCGUUAGGAUUCAAGCUAACGCUUGUUGAACGUUUUUUUCUUUUCUGUGCUUUUAAUUCCAAAGCUUGUGUUGCUGUCACCAAGCCACCCAACCCAUUGGCUCUGUUUAUUACCGGACUACUCGAUACUGUGUCGUUUCCGUCAAAUUUACGUUAAUUGUCGUUUUUAUGUCUGCUCGAUCAGGUCAAUAUCUAACGGAAUCAGACGAAGACACAUGGAGCCCGGCGGCGGCAGCAGCAGCUGGUGAGCCCGAAGACUGCGAGUUCACGUACGUCUCCGACGUCCUCCGCGCUUCCAGUUACCUACCGGAAGACUCCGACGUGUUCCUGCUGCUGGAGAAACAGCAGUACCUCCGAGGGAAAGACACCUCCAAGAGUUCUAGACUGCAGAGGAGGCUCAUCUUCGACACCAUCAACGAAAUCCUGGAGAAGAAGAGACAGCUGCCUCCAUGGAAGGCCGUUGCUUCCUCCACCAGCUCGUCGGCGAAGAGCCAGCAAGCAGCGUCCCUGAACCAAAUAUGGUCGGAGUUCCAGAGGAUGCAGGCGAGGGAAUCGUCGCCGUCGUCGGCGGAGGACUUGUUCGAGGUGAUCUGUGGCGUGCUGAGGAAGGACCUGGCAGGGGAUGCGGUGAACGGAUGGGCGGAUUCCCCUGUUGAGAUGUCGGAAGCGGUGUUGGACAUGGAGAGGCUAAUUUUCAAGGAUUUGAUCGGCGAGACCAUCCGGGACGUGGCUGCUUUUGCCGGCAGAUGUGCUCAACCGGCCUUGGCCGCCCUCCCCCGCCGGAAGUUGGUUUUCUGAAAGAAAAUGAUGCCUCGGGCGGCGGACCGUACGUACUAAGGUUUAUUGCUUUCUGGAUUAAUUAGUUAGUUAAAUUAAAUAGCGCUUUCCUUGUGGGGAGGGGGUCGGGCCCCAAGGCAAAUCUAACGGCUCGCUCUUCCCAUCCCAUGUGUAGACUCAUGAAGAGAGGAGGAGGAAAUGGGAAAGAGUGGAUAAACCCCGCAGAUUAAUUUAAUGAUGAUUUACCACUUAACUAGUUGGUUAGUAAUUAAUUAAUUAAUUAAUUGAUGUAGCUGGUGUGUUGUGUGUUUUAGAUGUAAUGCUGGAUUGAAAGCACAAGUUGCGUUUGCUGAUAAAGGAAGCAAAGCCAAUUAGCUCUCUCUUUUCUUUUUGGUAACAUGGGUUUUUUUUGUGUGCAUAAUAACAAUAGUAAUAGCGUGGUAGAGAGAGAGAGAGCAAUGAUUGCAGAAAAAAGGUUUAUGGUCAACAGGGAAGGGGUGUGGGGGUUCUGAGUGAGGGUGGCAGAAAGUGUUGGUCACGUUGGGUGUUGGGUGGGGAAUGGGGCAGAUGGUGUCAUCAUAGCAUCAGCUGGUGCAGGUGCAGGGUCCAGGAAAUUUUUGGCUUUGGCCGCUGCUGCGCUUCAAUUUUCAAGGUUUCACUUUCCCACUUUACAUCGCAUGCCAUGUGGUAGUGUUUUGCUUCUGUUCACGUCACGACUAUUCUUUGCCUUGGCUGGUCCAUUGACGAUGAACGAUGAUUAUUAUAGCAGAAAGGAGCAUCAAUUUGGCCCCCAAUUCAGUUACAACCCACAAAAGUCUUUGCCUUAGCCUUCCUUCUCCGGAUUUGCAAUUCAUUCAUUUGAGCCACGAACUCCAGUUGUUUGCUUCAGUAUAAUAACUUCUACCGGUUUCUUCUCUUUCUUUCAAUCUCUUCAUCUCAAGUUUUGAAUCCAAGGUGUAACUUUCCAUCUCUUUCUUUCUUUCUCAUUCAUCUGCACACCAUCCAAACAACACAUCACACCAACACAAGGUUAGACAAAUAACCCAGAUUAAAGAUCAGAAAUGUCAUUCGUAUGACUCGAAAUUAUGACAUCAUACAAUGGGGAGACCUUAGAGGUGUCAUACCACCACCAAAAUUGUUUGGCAAUUCAACUUGGUUUGUUUAGGUAAACUUGACAAAGAGAUAAACGGCAAGUAUACGAAAGCAUCAAAAGAUUAAUCAAGAGAUAGAUUACAAUCCUGUCCAAUAGAUAAAAAAUAAUAAAGAGAAAAAAAUAAGAUCACGAGAAUUCAAAUGAUUGAAUUGAUUAACGAGAUCAUGUAAAUAAGUAAUAUCCGAUCAUAGGAACUAGUCAUAUGAUACAAGACACCUUUUUGACAAGAGUAACACUAUGAAAUGAAUUAAUAUUGUAGAACAGGUUAGAAAUGAAAGCCACUGUAUAUGGCAGGCAGAGCAGUUAUGGAUGCCAGCCAGUUACAUAUCUGGUCAGGCCUCAGGAAACAGAACUGAAGUAAUCUACUUUAACCCACUAGUCCUAAACUCCCACAGGAGGACUGUAAUUAUUGAAUGCUUGCUGGGAGCUAAGCUAGAGUGCGAUGUAGACAACAGCCAGGCGAGGCGAGGCCCAGUUUAUUUGAUUGUUGUGGAUGUGGUAGGCGGGCCAGUUCGCAGUGACAGAGCUAGGUUGAAUCUAGAAGGUUGUAACCUUUUUUUUUAUCCUUCUUCCUAAUUACGAUAAUUCGAAUCAGCUCUUUUUGUUCGAAUUUCCGACUCCAUUACUGCCGAAGCUAAUCUCAUCUCAUCAUCUUCUCUCCUUUUUUUUCCCCCUGGGCCAGGGGGCAUGGAAUGGGAAUUUCAGAUGAUCAUUGAGCCAGAGUGUGGAGGAGGGCAGCAGAAGCACAUGGUAUCUCCUGUUUGUUUACUCGACUGUUGUUAUUAUGGCCUGGCCUGUGGGCUGUGGCUGUGGCUGUGGGUAUCAAUUCUAUUAAUAAUGUGUUUCUUGGGGU
This is a messenger RNA of Linum trigynum, 3370 nucleotides long. The record is from the annotation of a GenBank genome assembly. Lineage: Eukaryota; Viridiplantae; Streptophyta; Magnoliopsida; Malpighiales; Linaceae.